GGAAGUGUGCUCUUACCUCCUUGUGAGCCCUGGGACUUUACGUGAUUCUGUUCUAAGAAAGUGCUCACAAAGUGGAGAGAGAAAGGACAGCCAGCUCUGUCCGGGUCUGGCUGAAUCCAAGGAAGACUGCAGGUGCCGCCACCGACCCCUCGGACUGGAGCCUAGGGCUUCCAGGGAGGAGGCGGUUAACUACUCGGAGCUCCAGGAACUGGGUGGUGGCUGUGACGAGGCUCAUUGGUUCCCCCGGCCCGGAAGGAGCGCUGAGCUGUCCGGGUGGCAGAGGGCCCACAGGUAUUCCUGGCCCCACCCGGCCCCCCCGCACGGGGAAACUUUGUGCAGUUCUCCUUUGAAGAAUAACAUCCAGCAGCCUUCGGGGUCCUGCUGUGAGGGGAAGAGAUGGUCCUUCAAACUGCGGAGGAGGACGUUCCCAGUGACCUGACUGCAGACGAGCGUCAGGAACUGGAGAAUAUCCGGCGGAGAAAGCAGGAGCUGCUGGCCGACAUUCAGAGGCUCAAGGAUGAGAUAGCAGAGGUAGCUAAUGAAAUUGAAAACCUCGGGUCCACAGAAGAAAGGAAAAACAUGCAGAGGAACAAACAGGUAGCCAUGGGCAGGAAAAAAUUUAACAUGGACCCUAAAAAGGGGAUCCAGUUCUUAAUAGAGAAUGACCUGCUGAAGAAUACUUGUGAAGACAUCGCCCAGUUCUUGUACAAAGGGGAAGGCCUCAACAAAACCGCCAUUGGUGACUACCUGGGGGAGAGAGACGAGUUUAAUAUCCAGGUUCUUCACGCAUUUGUGGAGUUACAUGAGUUCACUGACCUUAACCUUGUCCAGGCGCUACGGCAGUUCCUGUGGAGCUUCCGGCUACCAGGAGAGGCCCAGAAGAUUGACCGGAUGAUGGAGGCGUUUGCGCAGCGCUACUGCCAGUGCAAUAAUGGGGUGUUCCAGUCCACAGACACUUGUUAUGUCCUCUCGUUUGCCAUCAUCAUGUUGAACACCAGCCUACACAACCCCAAUGUCAAAGAUAAGCCCACUGUGGAGAGGUUCAUCGCCAUGAAUCGCGGCAUCAACGAUGGCGGAGACCUGCCCGAGGAGCUGCUCCGGAAUCUGUAUGAGAGCAUAAAAAACGAACCCUUUAAAAUCCCAGAGGACGAUGGGAAUGACCUCACUCACACUUUCUUCAAUCCAGACCGCGAAGGCUGGCUAUUGAAACUCGGAGGUGGCAGGGUCAAGACAUGGAAGAGACGCUGGUUUAUUCUGACUGACAACUGCCUUUACUACUUUGAAUAUACGACGGACAAGGAGCCCCGUGGGAUUAUCCCGUUAGAGAAUCUGAGUAUCCGGGAGGUAGAGGACUCCAAAAAACCAAACUGCUUUGAGCUUUAUAUCCCCGACAAUAAAGACCAAGUCAUCAAGGCCUGUAAGACAGAGGCUGACGGGCGGGUGGUGGAAGGGAACCACACUGUGUACCGGAUCUCAGCCCCGACGCCUGAGGAGAAGGAGGAGUGGAUUAAAUGCAUCAAAGCAGCCAUCAGCAGGGACCCUUUCUACGAGAUGCUGGCAGCGCGGAAGAAGAAGGUGUCCUCCACGAAGAGACACUGAGUCUGCACAGCAGGCAGCGCCGGCGUGCGAGGCGUGCGAGGCCGCGGGUUCUUCCUCCCGUCCCCCCCACGGACGGGCGGCGGGCGGCCGAGCAGGGGUGGCCCCUGCGGGGCGUCACCCUGAAUUCCUAGAGACUGGC
Ailuropoda melanoleuca (giant panda) is the source of this 1738-nucleotide messenger RNA. RefSeq names its product cytohesin 1 (gene CYTH1). Gene Ontology annotation, biological process: regulation of ARF protein signal transduction. The record is from RefSeq and is a predicted model, not a curated record. Gene Ontology annotation, molecular function: guanyl-nucleotide exchange factor activity. The transcript has 13 exons. The coding region runs from base 397 to 1599 and encodes 400 amino acids. Lineage: Eukaryota; Metazoa; Chordata; Mammalia; Carnivora; Ursidae.